UGUGUCUUGGCUGGAUGUGGAGAUGAAGACAGAGUGAGAUAGCUGCUGGCUGUGAGGAGAGCUGGGAUGCAGAGACUGGCUAAAGUAGACCGAAACCACUGUGCUCACAGUAACUGCAGAUCAAAUAGACGCAGACCACAGCAUGCCCCUUCAUAGUUCUAUAAAAGCUCCUGCAGACCCGCAGUGUCUUUUGUGAGCUGCACCUCAGAGGUGAUUUCCCUCUUAGAACAGGCAGGUGGUGCUGUAAUUCAGGAUGUGGACCUUACCCUCCGAUACUCAUGUCUUCCACAGGGUAAAAAAGGCUGCCUAGAGCUUGGGAGCUCUGUUUCUACCCAAAAACCCCUGGCCCAAACUAGUGAGUCUGGGUCCUGAUCCUGUGUUCCAGGCUCUCUCUAUUCUGUUGACAGCAGGCAAGAGGACAAGAAUCUAGAAUGUUUGACAACUCAGAAUUCAACUGAGACCCUAACCAGAGGUGAGCUGAGCCAUCCAGGAGGGAAACCUUAUAUAAUGAAGAAGAAGGAAGAGGAGAAGGAAAAGGAGAAGAAAAAGAAGAAAAAAAAGAAGAAGGAGGAGAGGAAGAAGGAGAGGAAAUAUAAAGAGAGGAAGUAGAAGAAGGAGGAGGAGAAAGAAGAGGAGGAUGAAGAGGAGAUGAUGAGAAGGAGGAGAAGGAUAAGAAGGAGAAGAAGGAAGAGAAGGAGGAGAAGAUGGUGGAAAAGGAGAAGGAGAAGAAGAAGAAGGGGAAGGAGAAGGAGAAGGAGGAAGUGGAGGAGGAGGAUGAGGAAGAGGAGGAUGAUAAUGAGGAAGAGGAGAAGGAGGAGAAGAAGGAGGAGGAGAAGAAGGAAGAGAAGGAGGAGAAGAUGGUGGAAAAGGAGAAGGAGAAGAAGAAGAAGGGGAAGGAGAAGGAGAAGGAGGAAGAGGAGAAAGAGGAGGAAGAGGAUGAGGAAGAGGAUGAGGAAGAGGAGGAUGAUAAUGAGGAGGAGAAGGAGAAGGAGAAGAAGGAGGAGGAGAAUGAGAAGGGAAAGGAAAUGAAGGUGGAGAAGAAUGAGAAGGAGGAGUAGAGUAGGAUGAAGAUGAAGAGAAGGAGAAGGAGGAGAAGUAAAGUGAGGAGGAGAAGAAGAAGCAGAAGAAGGAGAAGAAGGAGGAGGAGAAUGAGAAGAAGGAAAAGGAAAUGAAGGUGGAGAAGAACGAGAAGGAGGAGUAGGAUGAAGAUGAAGAGGAGAAGAAGGAGGAAAAGUAAAAUGAGAAGGAGAAGAAGGAAGAGAAUAAGGAGAAGGAGAAGAAGGAGGAGAAGGAGGACAAGAUGGUGGAG
Messenger RNA from Rattus norvegicus (Norway rat), 1309 nucleotides. RefSeq lists its product as uncharacterized. Lineage: Eukaryota; Metazoa; Chordata; Mammalia; Rodentia; Muridae. The record is from RefSeq and is a predicted model, not a curated record.